AUGAACGUUGAGUCCGGAGAUGCAUCUCCAGAUUAUGUAGCAUAUAUGGUGCACCCAGAUACUUUCCCUAAAGCUAAUGUGUAUGUGGAUGUUAAAUCGAAUGAAGUGGAAGGUGAUGUUAAAUCAAGUGAUGUCGAUGUUGAUGUUAAACCAAUUAAUAUCGAGGUGGAUGUUAAACCGGUUAUUGCGGAGGAUGACACCAGAUCGAGAAAGCGUGUUUGUCCUUUUAAGGUUUGUGGAUACCGUAAGGAGAAUAAUACAUGGAAAUUUAAUUUGGUUUCUAGUAUACAUAUUAAUUACUCGUGUCACAAGCUAGCCGGUCAAUCUAUUGUAUGUCUCCUUAAUCUUGAGGAGAAAGAACUUGUUUAUGACAUGAUAUUUAAUAUGGUGUCGCCCAAACACAUACUUGAAAUGUUGAAACAUAAAAGACCUCAAAAUGUCUCAAAUAUCAAGAAAAUGUACAAGGCGAUAAGAGGACCAAGAACUAAAAUGCAACAACUAUUGAAGCUUCUGGAUGAUGAAGAAUAUGUUUCUAGGCUUCCACUUUUGGAAAUUGUUGGUGUUACUUCAGCGAAGAUGACUUUGUUAGGAGGUUUUGCAUUUUUGAAAAGCAAAAAAGAGGACAACGUUACACGGUCUUUGGAAGGGUGCAAGACUAUGUUGAAGGACCAAGAAAAAUAUGCCAAAGGUCAUUAUAACCGAUUACGAUACAACAUUGAUGAAUUUGGUUGCAAAGAUGUUUUCUACAUUCUAUGCAUUACUUUGUAG
Molecule: messenger RNA, 768 nt
Organism: Vicia villosa (hairy vetch)
Lineage: Eukaryota; Viridiplantae; Streptophyta; Magnoliopsida; Fabales; Fabaceae
Exons: 4
Coding region: 1-768 (255 amino acids)
Source: RefSeq, a predicted model, not a curated record